AGCGCUCGCGGGCGAGGACAGCGUGCUUACGUCAUUUGCGGCACGUGAGGCGCACGAAGGCUGCACUGACGCGUCGCGCGAGUACGCAAGUGCGCCUGCAAGGCUUUCUCUCUCGUUGCUCGCAGAAUAUGGUCCGCCCACAGUCCUCCGCCGCCGGCGUGCUCGCCCUCCUCUCGGAGCCCGAGCCCCUGCUCAAGCAGCAUGCGCUGAAGCGGCUGAAUGACAUCGUUCCCCAGUUCUGGGCGGAGAUCUCGGAGUACAUCGCUCUUAUUGAGUCGCUCUCGGAGAGCGACGAAAUCUCGCGGGAAGCACGGGAUCUGGCUGCGCUGUUGGCGAGCAAGGUCUACUACUACCUCGGGGAGUAUGACGAAGCUCUCUCGUUCGCGCUUGCGGCGGGGGGCGCGUUCGAGGCUACCGCGGCCACUCCUGGUGCAGGCGAAUACGUGGAGACUGUAAUAUCCAAGGCCAUUGACCGCUACAUCAGUCAACGAUUGGCAGAGCAAGCGGGAGAGGGCAAGGUUGACCCCAAGCUUCAAAGCAUCAUUGAGGGCAUCUUCACGCGCUGUAUCUCGGACGGCGAAUUGAAGCAGGCAAUAGGCAUUGCGCUUGAGUCGCGACGUCUAGACGUGAUCAAGCACAUCUACAAUACAACCCACGAUGUCAACCUCCUCUCCUACACGAUGGAGGCCGUGCUUGACACGGCAUUCCCCCUCGCAUACCGCGAUCAGGUCCUACGAUUCAUUCUCCCAUUAUUCCCCUCUCUCUCAAGCGAGAACAAGUCUCCUCAUGUCUAUUCUGUCACUCGACUGCUCGUCACUCUGAGCUCUGCCGAGCUCACCGUCCCUCUUAUCAACUCGCUGGUGCCCAAGGACAGUUUGCUCGCGUACCAGAUGGCGUUUGACUUGGUAGAGGGUGGCGCGCAAGACUACCUGGAGAGUGUGCGCAAGGAGUUGCCGGAAGGCGAGGGAGACUCGAAAGCAAUAUAUGACAAGCUACGCCGGAUUCUGCUUGGCCAGGAGUCCAUCAAGCUUUACCUUGAGUUCCUCAAGCGCAACAACAAGACUGAUAUGCUCAUUCUCAAGAACACGAAGGAUUCCUUGGAAGCACGAUCGUCCGUAUACCACGUCGCCCUGACUCUUCAGAACGCAUUCAUGCACUCGGGGACAACAUCAGAUGCCUUCCUGCGGGAGAACCUCGAAUGGCUUGGUCUGGCCACGAACUGGGCCAAGUUUUCCGCGACCGCUGCCCUCGGUGUGAUCCACAAGGGUCACUUCGAGGAGAGCAUGAACAUCCUCGGUCCCUAUCUUCCUCAGCAGGGUGGCAACGACAGUGGCAUCCCCGGUGCACAGUACUCGGAAGGUGGCGCACUCUACGCUCUCGGCCUCGUCAACGCCGGCGUCGGUAGCGGCCGCCAGGUGGAGGAGUACCUCCGGAACAUGCUCCGGGAGUCUCAGAACGACGUCGUGCAGCAUGGCGCGGCGCUCGGCCUCGGUGUCGCGGGCAUGGGUGGCAAGAACGCGGAGACGUACGAGGAGCUCAAGCAGGCGUUGUUCCGCGAGGACUCGGCUGUUGCGGGUGAGGCGGCUGGGUAUGCUAUGGGUCUGAUCAUGCUCGGUACGGCGGAUGCUACGGCGUCGGAGGAGAUGCUGCAGUACGCGAGGGAGACGGAGCAUGAGAAGAUCAUCCGGGGUAUUGCUAUCGGUAUUGCUUUUAUCUACUACGGCAAGCAGGAGGAGGCCGACAGCAUCGUGAAGGUCCUCUUGGCUGAGAAGGGUGGUGACUGGCGAACGGCCAUCCUCCGGUACGGCGGUGUCUUUACACUUGCUCUUGCGUACGCGGGGACAUCGAACAACAAUGCAAUGCGGCAACUCUUGCACAUCGCUGUGUCCGACACCUCGGAUGAUGUGCGGAGAGCUGCCGUCGUCUCAUUAGCGUUCGUGCUGUUCAAGAACCCCGCACAGGUGCCUCGUAUCGUGCAACUGCUGAGUGAGAGUUAUAAUCCUCACGUGCGGUGCGGUGCGACCCUUGCGCUGGGUAUUGCUUGCGCGGGCACUGGCCUCCAAGAUGCUGUAGACAUUUUGGAGCCCAUGACCAAGGACAGCGUCGACUUCGUACGCCAAGGCGCCCUCAUCGCACUCGGCAUGGUCUUGGUCGAGCAGUCGGAGGCGUCAACCCCGUCGCUCGCUUCGACGCGCGCUCUGUACGCGAAGAUCGUUGCCGACAAGCACGAGGACCCCAUGGCUCGGUUCGGCGCUGCUCUGGGACAAGGCUUAAUCGACGCGGGUGGUCGCAACGUCACCAUCAGCUUGCAGAGCCGUGCCGGUAGCCGCAACACGAACGCCAUCGUCGGUAUGGUGCUAUUUUGCCAGUUCUGGUACUGGUACCCUCUUGCGCACUGUGCAUGCCUUGCGUUCGACCCAACGGCCAUCAUUGGGUUGGAUGGCACUCUCCAGGCACCGAAGUUCGAAUUCAUCUCCAAUGCUCGCCCGACUCUGUUCGCUUACCCCGCACCCACAAAACCGCCAAAGAAGGAGGCUGUCGCUAAGGUUGCGACUGCUGUUCUUUCCACGACUGCCCGUGCGAAGGCGAGGGAAAAGAAGAAAGCUGCCGAAGGCGAGACCGGGGUAGUGGAUGAGAAGCCGGAGGCAAAGAAAGACGGUGACGUCGAGAUGAAGGACAGCGAGGCAUCCACAUCUACACCCAAGCGCAAGGAGUCAACUUUCGAGAAGCUGCCCAACUUCUCUCGUGUUGUACCUGCCCAGGUACCUUACAUCAGCUUCCCGCAAGAUAGCAGGUAUCAGCCAGUCAGGGUGGUGUCGACACGAAGUAGCCCUUCGGCGAAGGGUAACAAGGCGCCGAAAUCGUCCCUUGUACCAGGCCUCACAUCGGAACGAUACGCGGGUGGUGGUGGCAUCCUGAUCCUUGCAGACCAGCGUCCUGACGAGGAGCCCGACUACAUCGAGUUCGAGACGCAGGCCAUUAUCGCUGCGAACCAGGCUGUCGCCGCUGCCGAUGAUCGUGCAGCACAUGUCUCAGAGGGCCGCCACAUCGCACUCGACGAAAAUGCUCCUGAAGUGACAUCCCCACCAGAAUCGUUCGAGUCAGUUGCUCUCACGAGUGCAGACUGGUCUCCUCUUGCAGGCAAGGUCCAAAUCGACGUGUACCAUGACACGCUUGCCGACGAAGAUGCCCUUGUCCGCCGGCUGGAGCCCUAUGCCAUCAUAUGCGCUAUGAGAGAGCGCACGAAGUUCACGGCGUCUCUACUCGACAGGUUGCCGAAUCUCAGGCUCAUAGCCACUACGGGGCCGCGUAAUGCUGGCAUAGAUGUUGCUCAUGCCAAAACAAGAGGAGUUGUCGUCUCUGGGACAUCGGGCAGAGGCAAUUCUACCUUGGAGCAUAUAUGGGCUCUGAUCUUGGCCACGGCCAGAUAUGUGGCCAUCGAAGACGCGAAUACGAAGCAAGGCAAGCCUCAGUGGCAGUCGUUUGUGCCCAUGGGGCUCAAGGGCAAGACCCUUGGUCUGGUGGGACUGGGCAACCUUGGGGCCCGUACUGCAAAUAUCGCCAAGGCAUUCGAGAUGAAUGUCAUCGCCUGGUCACCGCACCUCACUCCUGAGCGAGCCGCCGCGGGAGGGGCUACGUACAUACCGACCAAAGAAGAGCUGUUCAGACGCAGCGAUGUUGUGUCGGUUCAUAUGGUCCUCUCAGAGCGCACCCGUCGUCUCGUCACGGGCGCGGACUUGGCCCUGAUGAAGCCUACCGCGUUCUUCAUCAACACGUCUCGGGGACCGAUCGUGGACGAGGGUGCUUUGGUUGAGGUCUUGCGGCAGAGGGGGAUUGCUGGUGCCGGGUUAGACGUGUUCAACGUCGAGCCUCUGCCUCUGGACCACCCACUCCGCAGGCUGGACAAUGUAACCCUCACUCCCCACACAGGGUACGUGAGCGACGAUAAUUACGCGGCAUUCUGGUCUGACACGGUGGACAAUAUUACCAGCUUCCUGGAUGGCAAGCCCAAACGGGUGUUAGAGCAGUGAAAUCAGAGAGUCCAGUGUAUUUCUCCUUUCCACGGGGCGCCCACAACAAUAUAUGUUCAUACACCGUACCAUUGUACAUGGGCAUUGCACUCAGAAGUAAAUAUAAACGCGCUCGUAGAUACUU
Rhodofomes roseus is the source of this 4155-nucleotide messenger RNA. RefSeq lists its product as uncharacterized. The record is from RefSeq and is a predicted model, not a curated record. Lineage: Eukaryota; Fungi; Basidiomycota; Agaricomycetes; Polyporales; Fomitopsidaceae. The coding region runs from base 129 to 4031 and encodes 1300 amino acids. The transcript has 13 exons. Gene Ontology annotation, cellular component: proteasome storage granule; proteasome regulatory particle, base subcomplex; nucleus. Gene Ontology annotation, biological process: proteasome-mediated ubiquitin-dependent protein catabolic process. Gene Ontology annotation, molecular function: oxidoreductase activity, acting on the CH-OH group of donors, NAD or NADP as acceptor; NAD binding.